Molecule: messenger RNA, 859 nt
Organism: Mastomys coucha (southern multimammate mouse)
Lineage: Eukaryota; Metazoa; Chordata; Mammalia; Rodentia; Muridae
Product: eotaxin
Exons: 3
Coding region: 133-426 (97 amino acids)
Biological process (GO): lymphocyte chemotaxis; monocyte chemotaxis; positive regulation of ERK1 and ERK2 cascade
Cellular component (GO): extracellular region
Molecular function (GO): chemokine activity; CCR chemokine receptor binding
Source: RefSeq, a predicted model, not a curated record
UCAUGACCUUGUGCAGGCAGAGUCUUCUCUGGAAGCUUCCACCCACUCUGCUCUCUAUAAAGGUAGAUGGGAGAGCCUGCAGAGCUCAGAAGCUGAGAUCUACGCAGUAACUUCCAUCUGUCUCCCUCCACCAUGCAGAUUUCCACAGCACUUCUAUUCUUGCUGCUCACGGUCACUUCCUUCACCUCCCAGGUGCUGUCUCACCCAGGCUCCAUCCCAACUUCCUGCUGCUUUAUCAUGACCAGUAAGAAGAUCCCCAACACCCUACUGAAGAGCUACAAAAGAAUCACCAACAGCAGAUGCCCCCUGAAAGCCAUAGUCUUCAAGACCAAGUUGGGCAAAGAGAUCUGUGCUGACCCCAAGAAGAAGUGGGUCCAGGAUGCCACAAAGCACCUGGACCAAAAACUCCAAACUCCAAAACCAUAAACAACCUCCUCUUUUGACACUAGCCCAGAGCCUACGAAAUGCUUGAUCCCUUCUCUUUCCUAAAUAUGCUCUAAGGGAAUAUCAUAAACCAGUCCACUAAGGACUUGGCUUCAUGUAGUUCCAGAUGGGACUGGAAGUCAUUAUAUUUGCUGAAAUAAGUCAGACUCAAAAGAUUGUGUAAUUUCUUGCAUAUGCAACAUCUUAAAAGGGGGGUAUGAAAGGAGAUGUGGGGUUAUUGAGAAAUAGAAUGGAACAAGUUAGGGGUAACUGAGGAUAAUAGAGGGUAUAUAUACAAUCAAAGCACCUUAUACACAUGUAUGAAAAUGUCAUAGUGUGAUCCAUGUUUUUGCACAAUUAAUAUAUACCAAUUAAAAUUUUAAUAUUUAAAGACAUGUUACACUUAAGAAAUUGGAGUUUUAAAGCAUAUUUUAAU